CUACUUUGCUUAUCCCUACUAAAUCAAUAACUACUGGGGGCAUCCUAUCCAGAAUCGACUUUCGGCAACGAUUUCGCCCUAUAAAGCCUACAGAGCUCUGUCUUACGAUUGUGUCCAGCUAGAAUCCGUGGUUGAGUUGCAAAAGCUUGAUCAAAUCAUCCCUCCUACCUUAGAUUUCACAGCAUCCAGUGGAUCCCGGUUGGAUGGGUCGUCCUGACGAACGUGAAUCUCUGUGCUCCCGAUAACCGUCUUUUUAUACUCAGAGUCGGACUCGGUUCUGCGACUUUGCGAUCCGUUUUUGCUGCCCAAUCGCUCUUAAUGCUGGGUAGAUUGCUUCGAAUUGGAGCCUCGUUCAACUUGACAGAUUGAUGUUUUGAAUUUUGUUUUUGUUAUCGCAGUCUCCGAUAGAUUUCGUCGAAAUUUUGAUACUAUCACGAGAGUGAUUCUUUGGCAAAGCCUUAGAAAACUUUUUCUUCCGCGAUCCGUCAUUCUUGAACCCGCGACAGUCACGCAAAACCUCUAUUCAACAUCGUCAGUUCGUGAAGGAUUCCAAGUGCAUUGUGCUGUGAAAGUUGUGUGUUUAGGCUUCACUUGACGCCUCAGGAAAUAUGCCGUCCAGCAGACACGAUGUGCCCGCUCUUCAGACACCGGGGGAGUUUGGUUCGUCGAGGAUUAAAAUCGACAACCUGUUGAACCCGAACACCGAUGGCGAACCCUUUCCGAGACAUUUGUCCGGGUCAUGGCAGGGAACAUAUCACCAUUACCAUCAUCAUCACCACCACCACCAUCCCGAUCGCUAUCCACAAACUACUAGCAGUCCUCCACCACUUCAGCUCCCUCCGUUUAAAUCAAUACCAUACCCCAAAAGUAACCUGUCUCCCAUAGACACCCGCCCCGACAGAUCGGUCCAACGCUCUGGAUCUGCCAGUUCUUCACCAUCACCGUACCGAAGGGACCGAUUUCCUUCUGUGUCAAGUGGCUCCUCUACAAUCGUCGAGCGGCGUCGUCCACCGCGGCCAAAAUACGAAGAAGAAGAGAUGUAUUUUAUCUGGUAUCACCGUGUCGAUUUGAAUCAGGAAUGGAAACAAGUCCGGGAAAGCUUUAAUGCCCAGUUUCCUAACCGGCAAAGGAACGGAUUUCAGGGAAUUCAGUGCAAAUACUAUCGGUUUAUCAAGGAGAAGAAAUGCCCUACGCUACGAGAGCAGCGAAGAAUAAGAAAUGGAGACGGUGGCGGUACUAAGCAUGGACCCAAUGAUGACUCCCCCGCGUAUGGGGUUAUUCGAUGGUGCCGUGUUUGGUUUCCUUGGAUGAAAGAACCCCCUCCCCCAGGGCACGAAUGAACGGGCCCUUUGAGUAAGGAAGGCGGUCUAUUUUCUUCUGUUCUAUAGCGUUUAUCGAGCUUGUCGAUAAUUAUGAGGUUACGAAUGAACGGCCUGCUGCAGCAUCCCUAUUGUUGUUUAUGUUCCUGCAUGGAUUUCAUGCAAAUAUUAACUUUGACGACUUCAAAUUUUCGCACCCGAAUAAUCGGCCCCAUCUGUCUGAAUUUUGCAGCGCUCUAUCCCAUGGGUUUUCGUUUCUUUCGAUCUUCUGUCCACUUCUUUCGGGCGUGGGUGCUGGCCUACCCACAGGAAUCUCGACUCCUUCUCCCUUUCUUACAUUGAAUGUGUUAGAACCUUCGUCCAGGGUAUCUGGAAGCCCUUGCAAAUUUAUACCAAUGAUGCAAUCAAAGGUCUCUGUGGAUAUCGGGACAGUGAGUGGGAUAUGUUAUUAAAGGGCGGCUAUCUACUACUUUGGCGUUUUUUUGGGACUAUAGCUGGGAGGCUGGCUGCUAUUUAUCGCCGUUCGCUUUUCGGCGUGGUGUUUUACUCUUGUCUGGUUUGGCAUUCCCCUAUCAGUGAUCAUAAUGCUAGUGCCGCGAGGCUUUGCUUUCUUA
Coccidioides immitis RS is the source of this 1933-nucleotide messenger RNA. RefSeq lists its product as uncharacterized. Bases 609 to 1340 code for a protein of 243 amino acids. The transcript is spliced from 3 exons. Lineage: Eukaryota; Fungi; Ascomycota; Eurotiomycetes; Onygenales; Onygenaceae. The record is from RefSeq and is a predicted model, not a curated record.